Molecule: messenger RNA, 3357 nt
Organism: Anopheles nili
Lineage: Eukaryota; Metazoa; Arthropoda; Insecta; Diptera; Culicidae
Exons: 10
Coding region: 1-3357 (1118 amino acids)
Molecular function (GO): protein binding
Source: RefSeq, a predicted model, not a curated record
AUGGCCAGCGGAAGUGAGAGCUCGGAUGAAUUUUAUGAUGCACUAGAGGAUAACGUCGCGGUUCGAACGUCUCCCGCAGCCAGCGGCAGCAACAGUGGCAGCAGCAGCGCCAGCAAAAAACGUUCUAGCAAAGCAAAUGAAAUCAUUCACCCCGCACGAAACCACAUCACGGGAGCCACAAUAAGCAAUGCGCUGGCGUACGCAGAGCUCCUCUCGAUGGAGCAACAGCACCGAACCGGGAAAGGACAUCCUGGCGCCGAUGCCUGCUCGCAGAAAGGACCCCCAAAGGCGACCUCGAAGGGCACCACAUCGUCCUCGUUUGCCGAUCAACCGUCUAAGGAUCCAAAAUCGCAUCGUAGUCAGCGAUUUCACGAGUUGCGCCAAAGCAUGCAAAACGACGAAGACGAAAAUUCGGGAAAUAUACUGACCCCUGAUUCGCAGAAUAGCUCCGUCGAGGGUGUGUACAUAGCAGCGAGCCGAUCGAAUUAUCCUUUUCGCGUGAUUGAGAGCGAUGUUGCCAGCAUUCACAGUAUUUCCUCGCUCGGAAUCGUUGGGCGAAUAAUGGCCGGUGGUAGCAUCGACACGAGCGCACACAGUAUGGGUAAGGAUUCGUCCACCGGAAAGCAGCUGCCAGCGGUUAAGCAGCAGGCCAGCAAAAAGCAAAACCCCACCGGGACAGGCUCGAAGGCUUCCGGUUCAGAUCCGGACGUGAUCACCAGCACAAAGCACAUGGCCCACUCGAAAACCACCGAUGUGGCCUUUGCCGUCCCUGCGGUCGUCCCCGAGCGACCGGUGGCACCGCCACGGCGGAAGAAAAAAACUCGCAAACUCUCGAGCAGCUCCUCCGAGCAGUUCAACAUGAACGAAGGCCUUAAGCUACCACCAACGGAUAGUUCCUCGAGUGAGGUGUUGCUGGUGAAACUACCAUCGGUGGCGGAUGGAACCCUAACCAAGCAUAGCAGCAGUACCGGAAGUAAUGGGAUGAGCAGUGCGAGUGGUUCUGAUGUCACGACGACCGGGGCGGACAGUUGCAGUGGUCAGACACUGCCUUCGCCGGCUACGCUCGAGUCCAUCACCCGGGAGAUUGAGAGCUCGUUCGAGGUGGCCAGUAACGUGGCGAACCUCGGUGGACCGGGUGGCGUUUCACCGGUUGCUGGUGUCCUGAGCAACGGGCAGGGUGGAGGAGGUUCGUUAACCCGGAUCGCACACCAACCGAAAUGUACCCACGUAAGCCCGACGGGAAGCUUGAAGAGCAUCUCGGCACCCUCCCACGUGAGCUGGACGGAUAACGCGCAAGGACUAAACAUCUACAAGGUGACAAAGGGCCAGUACGUGGUGAAACCGACGGAUGGAGCGUUUAACAAAGCCGAAGGACCGUCACGGGAUGAGAUCGCGCGUGUCGAGCGUAUCCACCGGGAGUUUUUCCCCCGGAACGUAGGCGGCAUGACCGGGCCCGGUUCGGUGAUCGGUGGCAUCGGCAGCCACCGGAAGAACUACUCCAUCACCGGUACGAACAGCCUCGAGGGUGGGAUGCGCGGGAGUCUCGUAGCGAAGCAGCUGCACCUGCGCGAACGCCGCAAAUCCGCCGGCGACGAGGAGCAGUUCAAGCAGAUGAACAUGUUCGUGCGAACGCGCACCAACUCCGGCAAGCAGCUGACGGACAUGGAGAUCCUCGAGCAGGUGCCGGUGAAGAACCUGGACACGGGCGAGAACUUCCCGCUGUCGGCGGUGGAGGAAAAGCUCCCGCAAUGCAUCAACCCGCUGUCGCUGCACAUCAUGCGCCUGACCAGCCACAUCCCGGAGACGGACGAGGAGUCGGUUGGACCACAACCGGACUCGGACUCGAUCCAGCCCGGGUACGAGGAGGAGCUUGAAGCGGAGGGUCUCGAGGGUGGCCGGUUGAAGCGCAAAACGGCCAAGCUGAAGCGGUUCUUCCGCUCGACGGCAAAGAAAACGGUCAGCAAAGCGAAAUCGAUCGCGUCGGAAGUGUCGCACGCGCGGCACAAGGAAGACGUGGCGGACAUUCAGGACGUGAGCAAUCCGGAGCAGAACAUUAAGAUCAAGGCGUCGAGCACGAAUAAGGGGCCGUACGAUUUCGCUAAACUGCAGCACGUGCAGGACCUUUCCGGCGAGCACACGGUCGCGGUUUGGUGCAUGAAGUUUAGCAGCUGUGGCCGACUCCUUGCAACCGCCGGGCAGGAUCGGGUGCUGUGCAUUUGGGUGCUGAAGGACGCGUACCUCUUCUUUCAGACGAUGCGCACGAAGUACAACGCCGACCAGAAGUCCUCCCCGACGCCCUCGGAGGAAGCGCUAAAUGCGACCCUCAACUCGUCGCUCAUUUCGUCCGACGAAGCGGCCAGCUUCGUGCCACCGGAUGAUGCGUCCCCGGGACCGUUUAUGCCGCGCGCGUUCUGCACGUACACCGGCCACACGUCCGAUCUGCUGGACGUGUCCUGGUCGAAGAACUACUUCAUCCUGUCAAGCUCGAUGGACAAAACCGUCCGGUUGUGGCAUAUCUCCCGGCGGGAGUGCUUGUGCUGCUUCCAGCACAUCGACUUUGUGACGGCGAUCGCGUUCCACCCGCGUGACGAUCGCUUCUUCCUGAGCGGCAGCCUGGAUGGGAAGCUGCGCCUGUGGAACAUCCCGGAGAAGAAGGUCGCGUUGUGGAACGAGGUGGACGGCCAGACAAAGCUCAUUACGGCGGCAAACUUUUGUGCGAAUGGGAAGUUUGCGGUCGUCGGAACGUACGAUGGGCGGUGCAUCUUUUACAACACCGAGCAGCUGAAGUACCACACGCAAAUUCACGUCCGCUCGACCCGCGGCCGGAACGCAAUUGGGCGGAAAAUUAGCGGCAUUGAGCCGAUGCCAGGGGAGGACAAAAUUCUAGUGACAUCCAACGACAGCCGCAUCCGCUUGUACGACUUGCGGGAUCUGAACCUGAGCUGUAAGUACAAGGGCUACUUUAACUCUUCCUCCCAAAUUAAGGCGUCUUUCAGCCACGACGGCAAGUACAUCAUAUCUGGGUCCGAAAAUCAGUGUAUAUACAUCUGGAAGACGCACCACGAGUACACCAAGCUCAGCUCUGUUCGCCGCGAUCGUAGCGACUUCUGGGAAGGUAUCAAGGCGCACAAUGCCACCGUGACGUGUGCCAUCUUUGCUCCUAAGCCCGAAGCCAUCAUCGUACCGGAACCGGACGAGGCCAACUCCUCCGACAUGACCAUCAACCAGUCGUUUGUGGAGCAGGCCUGCCGAAGCCACGUCAUGGUGAGCGCCGAUUACACCGGCUGCAUUAAGGUGUUCAUCAACAAGACGAAACCGAAGCACAGCAGCCUGCCGUAUACGGCGAUAGCGGAUUAA